Kickxella alabastrina is the source of this 2492-nucleotide messenger RNA. RefSeq lists its product as uncharacterized. The coding region runs from base 339 to 2447 and encodes 702 amino acids. The transcript has a single exon. Lineage: Eukaryota; Fungi; Kickxellomycota; Kickxellomycetes; Kickxellales; Kickxellaceae. The record is from RefSeq and is a predicted model, not a curated record.
AAAGGCCUCUGACGCCAGACACGCGCGCCCUUGCACACCACACCAAAUCGUUAUUUUUGUCCCUUUCUCAUUUCUCAUUUCUCAUUUGAAAGCACCCACACUCGACCAGCAGCUCGUUCAUUCAAUCUAUUUUGUUUAGUUUUGAUUUGAUUUGAAAUCAAAUCAGCUUUAUUUUUCAGACCAAAUCGUGCGCGUGCAAUUUGAGCCCCACUUGGACCGAACCUGCCACAUUUAUUACUUCCAAUCACACACACGCCGUCAAUAUUAAAUCAUCACCACCACCACAGCAGCACUAUUGUUCAUAUCCGCUCUCGAAAAAGACAAUUAGCACACCGACAAUGGCGACACCAGACAGUCUUUCGCCUUCCUCUGUUAAAGCGCUCGGACAGAUACUGCUGCUCGAGUCGUUCCUUGACGAUGCACUACGGCACGCUCUGGGCAUGCUAAAACUGCACAUUUGUCUUGGGCGUCUGCAUGGGCGCGAGAGUGAGCAUGGCGGCGAUGCGCAGUCCGUGACAGGUGCUGACAAUCUGCGGCGCGCACUGGCUGACAUUUAUCCAAAGGUAAAGUCAGAAUUCGGCAUUAUCGACAAACUUUGUGCGCGCACUGGCGGCAGCGAGCCGUCAGAGGGACUUCGCAUCAGAUCACGCGUACACGAGCUUGUGUGCGUGUGCUUUCCCGACAUACUGGAGGGCUCAGUUGCCGAGGAAACACGAAUCUCUGCCAGCAGCGGAACUAGCGCAUCUCGCAGCGGCGCGAUAGCGCAGCAGCCUAAUGCAGGCCAUCUAUGGACUCUGGUGCGGCCGUGCCAAUCGCCCAGUGUUGUUUUGCACAUGUUUCUCAGAUUAUCUGCAGAUGUCGCGCAAGUGCAGCGCAAUUCCUACAACACGACUGAACCAUUGUUGGUGGGCCACAUCUGGUACGACCUCCUGGCCGACAUUCUGGCACAGCUGGCACUGGCCUCGCUCGUAUUCGGUGAUAUCACAUUUGCACAGGUUUUGACAGCUCUCGAAGUAGUCUCGCCUGGUUCGUCCGACCGCGCGGCAUUGUAUCCGACAAUGUGGGGCAGCGAAAACGCCGCCGAUAUUGUCACCUUUGAUGCUAAAUGGCGCCGCAUCCGCGCCAUGGUCGAGUCGCUGCUCUCGACCCGGGCCAAUGCGUCCACUGUACUGGAGCUACUGGACAUGAGUCCAUCACACAACUUUUUGAACAACCUCAUCAAGUAUAUCAGCGCCGUGCUCGACCACCUGCGCCCCCCACCGCUUGGCAUCUACGCCAAAAUUAAACAGACGGGUCGGAUUCCCAGCGCUUUCUUCGAGACACCCGACCAGAUGGCUGAUCUGCCGACCCACCUGCAACCGACCCUCCGCUGCGAGGAUGACUGCAGCGACACUGAAAGCAUUCAAUUUUCUUUGCGGCCGGCAACAGUUGGCCCCUUGGACUCUUCCGACGAUGACUACCAGUCGUCGCCUCUGGGGCAUAUUUCCCUAGCGCAUGCAUAUUCGGGGAUACCACUGCCCAUGCCGAUGUCGAUGGUCAGAGACUGUAGCAAGCUCACCUUAAAUCCCAAAGUGAGACCCAGAAGGUCCAUGGGGGAUAUGAUGCGGGUCUACACAAAUCUGGAAGACCAGCAAGAUAUUUCUGCACCAUCACCUGCACACCAAACGACGCCAAGCAUUAGCCAUGGCAUGCUUGAUGUCGACGACACUAACGAUAUUGAUAUGUCGCCGACGGUCUGUAGCUUGGCCAGACGCAGGAUGAGCCUUGUAGUGCGCGCUGACAUUCCCUCCUGCACGGCACAGUGUGAGCAGUAUCCACCAUUCUUGAAUCCGCCCCUGCAACUUGCCAUCACAAGCGCGGGCAUGCACCCCAUAGAUGAACUGAGUACUCCAUCGACCGUUGCUCAGCCGCCCCCUACCGAAAGCGGCAUGACCACACCAAAGCUGCAAACCAGCGAACAAGCAAAAUGUGAACGCUCCAAAUAUGUGCCGGACAGGCCGCAUGGUGAUGUUGAGGGAGGCGGCCGCCCACACCGUCGCCGUAGCUUCUGUUUUGCAGCCAAAACGCCUGGAGCGGCAACAGUGCGCCCUGAUGACGCCCGCCGAACCAAGCGCCUAUGGGUGGAGUCGGAAUUGGCGUCCGAUAAUGGCGUCCAUGGAGCGCAAGCGAUCAACCCGGCGCAUGUAAAACAUGCUGGCUAUGCUGGCAUGGCCGAAUACCCGCCCCUUCUGGGCACGCCCGACCGCGGCAAAUCCGCCAGUGCGGAGGAUGCAAACAUGACCCAAAUUACGCCCGAACACCAGAUUGGCACUAAUGCUGAUAUCCGGGCGCUAACAGCAUCGCGCUACAUCGCGCACAAGGACCAGGGCGAUACUGAGGGUGGUGGCCGCAGACACCGCAAGCGCCAACGUCGCGCGCGCGAUUCUUUUUUGCCGAUAUUUCCUUGAAUGCAACCCCUGUAUAUCUAAUAAAUAAAAAGUAUAAAACAUAAG